Molecule: messenger RNA, 746 nt
Organism: Monosiga brevicollis MX1
Lineage: Eukaryota; Choanoflagellata; Craspedida; Salpingoecidae
Exons: 6
Coding region: 133-474 (113 amino acids)
Biological process (GO): microtubule-based movement
Cellular component (GO): cytoplasm; cytoplasmic dynein complex
Molecular function (GO): dynein intermediate chain binding
Source: RefSeq, a predicted model, not a curated record
GUUGAUCGCCACCAGCAGCGCGCGCAUAUCGCUCUGGGUCUUUGCUGUAGGGUGUGUCGCAGCCCCUCAAGUGUACUUUCCGAGGAAGGAUCGCUGUUGAUCCGCCGCGUGUCGUGAACAUUCGCCAGCAUCAUGGAAGACUUUGAGGGUGAACAGGAUACUGCCUUUUCCGUGGAGGACGUGAGUGCCAUCAUCAAGGAGUCGAUUGAUCAGAGCAUUGGCCAGAGCUCGUACCAACACUCCAAGGUCAACCAGUGGACAUCCAAUGUGGUGGAACAGUGCCUUAAGCGCCUGACUGGGCUGGGCAAGCCCUUCAAAUAUAUCGUGCACUGCGUCAUUUUGCAAAAGAACGGUGCAGGCUUGCACACUGCAUCAUCCUGCUUCUGGGACAACUCCACGGAUGGCUCGUGCACGAUUCGGUGGGAAAACAAGACGAUGCACGUGAUUGUCAGUGUCUUUGGCCUGGGCAUCUAAGGCCACCGGCUGGUCCAGGUGUAGCGCACCCAUCUUGUCUCACGUCCCGGCAAAGCGUGUCCGGUCCUUUCUCGUUCCAUCAUUUCCUCUUGUCUCUUCAUCGGAGCCGUCCAUGUCGCUGCUCCGCCACGAACACAUGUUUGUUUCUUGUGUUGCCGCGCCAAUUGUACAUGGCGCGAGCGCGCAGCGCUCGAUUAUGGCGUCUAUAUCCAGCGAGUGCCGUGCGACCGAACCUUGUUGAUGUGGCGCAUGGGCAGCCACUCUGGUGCUGC